Desarmillaria tabescens is the source of this 345-nucleotide messenger RNA. RefSeq names its product hydrophobin-251. The transcript is spliced from 4 exons. NCBI's taxonomy places the organism in Eukaryota, Fungi, Basidiomycota, Agaricomycetes, Agaricales, Physalacriaceae. Gene Ontology annotation, molecular function: structural constituent of cell wall. The coding region runs from base 1 to 345 and encodes 114 amino acids. Gene Ontology annotation, cellular component: fungal-type cell wall. The record is from RefSeq and is a predicted model, not a curated record.
AUGUUUGCUCGUAUCUCAUCUUUCGCUGCUCUCCUCACUCUUGCGACGGCCACAGUCCUUCCCCGCGGGGGUGGUAAUGGUGCCGCUUGCAGUGAUACUGGUACCGCGCAAUGCUGCGACUCUGUUCAGAACCCCAGCGACUUGAGUCCCAGCACCUCGCUCCUCUUGGGCCUCCUCGGAGUCGUCGUUGGUGAUCUAACUGCCGAUGUUGGCCUGACCUGCAGCCCCAUCUCUGUUAUUGGUGUUGGUGGAACGAACUGCGAUGCGCAAACCGUCUGCUGCGACAACAACAACUUCAACGGUCUUAUUGCUCUCGGCUGCAUCCCCAUUAACAUCGGUCUCUGA